Messenger RNA from Anopheles marshallii, 471 nucleotides. RefSeq lists its product as uncharacterized. Lineage: Eukaryota; Metazoa; Arthropoda; Insecta; Diptera; Culicidae. Bases 1 to 471 code for a protein of 156 amino acids. The transcript has 2 exons. The record is from RefSeq and is a predicted model, not a curated record.
AUGACGGAUGUUUCGGCAAAAACUGAAAAGACCCCAGUCACCACGACCGAGAAAGAGGUCGAGUCGGACGAGGCGACGCCACAAGUAGCGCCUGCCGAUGCGACAGAGGAAUCUGCAACCACCGAAAAAACGGCCGUUGAAACCGAAGCCGCCGUCGACGCCGCAGAAGUAGCGGAAAAGAACGGUGAAGAAGAACCGGCCAAGGCGGAUAAAGACAACGGUGUCGGUACGGAGGAGGAAGCUGCCGUAGAGGGCGAACCGAAAGAGUCCUCGACCGAGGAGGGUGAGGAUGGCAAGGAACUGGACGGCGCUGACAAAGCGACCGAAGCUACCAAGAGGAAAGCCACCGCCGACGUGAAGGCUGACGGUGCGGUCGUUGAGGUUGAUGGUGCCGAACAUACGACGCCGGAAAAGAAGGCAAAGCUAGACGACAGCAGCGACGCCAAAGCUGCCGAAGAAGUUUCCACUUAG